Callorhinchus milii (elephant shark) is the source of this 209-nucleotide messenger RNA. Its product is annotated as guanine nucleotide-binding protein G(I)/G(S)/G(O) subunit gamma-T2-like. The coding region runs from base 3 to 209 and encodes 68 amino acids. The transcript is spliced from 2 exons. Gene Ontology annotation, cellular component: heterotrimeric G-protein complex. NCBI's taxonomy places the organism in Eukaryota, Metazoa, Chordata, Chondrichthyes, Chimaeriformes, Callorhinchidae. Gene Ontology annotation, molecular function: G-protein beta-subunit binding. Gene Ontology annotation, biological process: G protein-coupled receptor signaling pathway. The record is from RefSeq and is a predicted model, not a curated record.
AGAUGACAGACAUAUCGGAAAUAGACAUGUUAAAAAUGCAAGUGGAGCAGCUCCGGAAAGAACUGAAAGCAGAACGAGGAAUGGUGUCUAAAAGCGCCACGGAACUGAAAGACUGGAUGGAAAGCAUGGCAGCAGAGGACAUGCUGCUGAAGGGAAUACCAGAGGACCAGAACCCAUUCAAAGAGAAGGGGGGGUGCGUUCUAUCGUAA